Molecule: messenger RNA, 1692 nt
Organism: Bacillus rossius redtenbacheri
Lineage: Eukaryota; Metazoa; Arthropoda; Insecta; Phasmatodea; Bacillidae
Exons: 3
Coding region: 117-1460 (447 amino acids)
Cellular component (GO): extracellular region
Source: RefSeq, a predicted model, not a curated record
GUCGCGGACGAAGAGGGUGUCAGCUUCCCCCCCCCCCCCCCCCGCGCAGUGUCGUCGUGACGAAGCGCCCGACGAUAUCCCCGGGUCACAGUUGUUCGGGGCCGGGGCGAGGCGUCAUGGCGCGCGCGGCGAUUCUCCUGGCGACCGCCCUCUUCAGUGUGGUGUCGGUUACCGGCUGCCCGCCGUGUCGUCAGGCGGAAUGUCCUGGGGCAACUGGCUGUCAGCAGGGAUUGGUUCUGGAUGCGUGUCGCUGCUGCCUAGUGUGUGCCAAGGGCGCUGGUGCAACGUGCGGCAUGGGACUCGACUGCAGCAGUGCUAGCGAAGAGCAUCUAUAUGCAGAGAACAAGGCUAAAAACAGCAUCACAUCAGAAAAGUUUCCCAAAGCACAGUAUCGUAACAAACAUCUUGAUGAUCUUCCUAAAACUGACAAUGAUACACCAGAAUUCGGCAAAAAGCAAAUACUUGAAAAUGAAUUAAAUGUUGAGAAUUUCCCAAAAAGUAACAAGAAAGAGCACACUUUCAUGAGAAAAUAUACUUCGAGUGUAGUCAACGGUAUGGCUAAAGCCAGAGAUGGUGGACAAAUCCUCAACAGCUUCAAGGACAGAGAACUGAGGGUCAAAGCUGUUAAGUAUGCCAAAAAUACUGUGCAAAAAAUAAUGGAGAGUGCUGCAAGAAGGUUGCAGCAACAAGCAAGCAAACCAGCAUCAAUCCAAAAUGCCAUUUUAAUUUUAGGCAGGAAAGCUUCUGAAAUCACUGGCAAAAAAGUGGAGAGUGAAUACAAUGCCCCAACAGCAAUUGUGAAACACAUCUUGACAAAGAAAGUUCUAUCAGAAAUGGAAAACAGGUUGAAGGGAAAAGAGGAUGCACCAGAAGAACCUAGCAUUACGAAAAACCAAAAAGAAGACUUCUUACAACCUUUAUCUUACGAAGAGCAACACCAAAACAAAAAAACACUACCACGUAUUUUGGGUUCGUACACUGAUAGUCAUAAAACACGAGUCAUUUAUGGUCAAAGGAUGACUAACCCAUCCCUUAUCACUUUCAUUGACUUUUACUACAAAUGCAAGAAGAGAGAUGCUGCAGAUCAUAAUGAGUUUAAUGAGGAAGACCUUGAUGUUGCUCAUUAUGAGGCAUCACGCACCCACAAGACAGAAGCCAAGAUGCUUAAUGCCAUGGAGGAUGGAAUAUCCAUCAGGUCUGGCGUAAUCAACGCCAUGGGCGACAAUGAAGAUGUUGAAGAAGACAACCAAUCAUUUUUACAUAAAAUAGGUGGAAACCUCCUAAGUAAGGGUGUGGGUGCAGUUAAGGGCGGAUACAAUUUGUUAAGAUUUGGGAAAAAAAUGGUGGUAGCUCCCAUCUCAUAUGGAAAGGAAAAAGUUACAAAUAUGAUGUCAAGUGCUGUAUUGCCUUCUUUGUCACUUUUCAACUCUCUAGCAAACAUUGGGAGUCGUAAUUUGUAACAGAUGCUGUUAAAGAGAGACAGUGUAACAUAUAAUGCAUGAUUUCUGCUUGUGGCAUUUAAAUUUUGGUUUGUAGCAUAAAAAUAUAAAAAAAUAUUAAAACAGUGCCAGAGUUUCAUUAAUUUUAAAAAUCUUAUGAUCACCACUAAAAAAUCCAAACCAAUAUGUACAAUUCUGUACAUUUGCAUUGUAUAGUCAUUAAGCCCGAGUGUAAAAAUGAAACACACAGAAA